AUGACAUCAGGCAAAGGAAAAGGUGGUAAAGGAGGAAAAACCGGUGGAAAGCAUAAGAGAGCUCCAACCUCAAGAUCAAUUAAAGCAGGUCUCCAGUUUCCUGUGGGGAGAAUCCAUAGGUUCCUCAAAACAAGAAUGCUCGCAUCCCAAAGAGUCGGUGCUACCUCAGCUGUUUAUACAGGAGCAGUCCUUGAAUAUCUUACUGCAGAAGUCUUGGAGCUUGCAGGGAACGUCAGCAAGGACUUGAAAGUCAAAAGAAUCAGCCCAAGGCAUAUACAACUUGCUAUCAGAGGGGAUGAGGAAUUGGAUACACUCAUCAAAGCAACAAUUGCAGGAGGCGGAGUUAUCCCACAUAUCCAUAAAAACUUACUUAUUGAGCCGAAAGAAAAAACAGUUGAAGCCUAG
Messenger RNA from Blepharisma stoltei, 405 nucleotides. The record is from the annotation of a GenBank genome assembly. NCBI's taxonomy places the organism in Eukaryota, Ciliophora, Heterotrichea, Heterotrichida, Blepharismidae.